CAGAGAGUGGCCGCCGCGAAGACGACACCGUCGCAUGGAGCUGGUCAUAAACAAAACCUGUUUGGAGAAAGCCGCGUGGAAAGAACGCGCGUGCGAGGAGGAAGUGAAACCCUAUAAAAAGGCGGUUCUCAUUGUGAAGGCUAACACCACACUCCGUUGGCGUGUUUACAACUGUCGGGCUUCGCUUCAAGAUGACUUGCUCCCUCGCUUUGGUCCUUCUGCUCGGCGGCGUGGCGGUCUGCACCGCCCAGGGAAUUCCCGGGGGAUACAGCUUAAAGACGGACCACCACACCAACCCCAAGUAUCUGGACCUGGCCCACUUCGCGACGUCCAGUUGGUCCGCCCAGCAGCCCGGCAAAACCCACUUCGACACCGUAGAAGAAGUGGAGAGGGUCGAGACUCAGGUUGUUGCUGGAACCAACUACAGAAUGACGCUCAAAGUUGUUGAGUCCGUAUGCGAACUCACGUCCACGUACAGCAAGGAGGCCUGCACAGCCAAAGCAAAUGCGGCACACAGGAACUGCAUAACCGUCAUUUACGAGAACUUGCAGGGAGAGAAGUCCGUCAGCUCCUUUGACUGCGCAGUGCAUUAAAAGCCUAGCCGCUGUACCAGCCCUCCACCGUGCGUUACGUGACAACUGCAUUUCCUUCGAUUGUUUCUGAUCGCAUUUUGUCUCUUAGCAAUGUAUGACACUUCAGUGUUUUCAGGCUGCCUUGCGUCUCUCUCCAAGUUAGAAUAUUUUCGCCAGCCUGGGAACACAAUCAUCAACUAAGCUCUGGAGAGGUAGAGCAAUGAACAAAUUUUUUUUUCUUCGAAAUAAUUCUUAGUUUGUCAGGACUGUAAUAAAAAGACUCUUAAUCAUUAUCA
This is a messenger RNA of Ixodes scapularis (black-legged tick), 868 nucleotides long. Its product is annotated as salivary cystatin-L-like. The transcript has 3 exons. NCBI's taxonomy places the organism in Eukaryota, Metazoa, Arthropoda, Arachnida, Ixodida, Ixodidae. The record is from RefSeq and is a predicted model, not a curated record. Gene Ontology annotation, molecular function: cysteine-type endopeptidase inhibitor activity. Bases 192 to 593 code for a protein of 133 amino acids.